AUGGCCGAGCAAGCUUCCACAACCAACAGCUUGGACCAGAGGUAUUGGCUGCGUCACACCGUGCCGCCUCUGCUCGCUCUGCUACGAGCAGCAGGGACAUACACGGCCGCUGACCAAGGCGAACACGUUCGACUUCUAUGCGACCACGUCGUCCCUAAUCUUGGACGUCGCCCGACCGAGUCGCGCCCAAAUAACUCCAGUUUGACUCACAGCGGCUUCCCCGUGGAGCUCAGUCUCAACCUCAACGCCGGGAAGCCGAAGGUAAGAUUCAGCUGCGAAUUCUUGGGCCCCAAGUUCCCCCGAGACGACGACGAUACGUAUGCCGUAGGCGCGCUUCGGCAAUGUCUCACAUCACUUUCCGAGGAAUUGGGAUUCAGUACAAAAUGGGCCGAAGCUUUUCUGGAUGUACUGGCUCCGACGCCUGAAGAAGCAACAGUGGCCCAGGAAAAGCUUCAGCAAUGGCAGACGAGUCUCCUGCCGCCUGGAGCAGUACCAAAGCCUGCAUCCAGGUUGCCCUUUUCUGGGUUGGCUUUUGAUCUAGUGGGCUCGCAAGCCCGCGGAAAGCUUUAUCUUAGCCCGCAGGUCAAGGGGCUCGGAUCCGCCAAGUCCAUGACUGAGACGCUUUGGGGUGUUCUGCGUCGUUUGGAGCCUCCGAUGAGCGACAAAGCCAUCACCGCCAUUUCUGAAUUCCUUCUCGAGCGUCCGGGUCCGCCCUGCGUGGACAUGCUGUGCAUAGAUCUCGCCAGCGACCAGGAUUCACACGACGCCAGAGUCAAGCUCUACGUCAACACAACCAGCAAUUCAUUCAACACUGUCAGGCAAUGCAUGACCCUAAGCGGCCGGCGGCAGGAUGAGAUGACGCUCAAGGGCUUGGAGGUCUUACGGUCCAUUUGGCACCUGCUGCUCCAGGAGGAGCAAGAGGUUGCAGAUGAUUACGAGAAGCCGGUAAACGACGCCUCGAAGCUAGUCAUGAAGCUCUUCUUUUGUCUCGAGAUUACUCCAGGCAAAGACCUGCCAGACGUCAAGUUGCACGUUCCUAUAUUCAAUUACCUGAAGAGCGACAGGGAGGCCCUUUGCAACAUCGAGGACAUCUUUCGAAAGUGCAACCAGGAAUGGGCAGCCAAUGGAAAAUAUAGGGAGACCUUUGAAAGUGCCUUUGGCGAUCCCAACACGGUUCGCGACGUUCCAGUCCACGGCUAUACGGCGUUCGCGUACAACGAGUCGGGGGCAUACCAGACGGUGUAUUUCGGGGUACCGCAAGAAUUGUAG
Molecule: messenger RNA, 1269 nt
Organism: Metarhizium album ARSEF 1941
Lineage: Eukaryota; Fungi; Ascomycota; Sordariomycetes; Hypocreales; Clavicipitaceae
Product: aromatic prenyl transferase
Exons: 3
Coding region: 1-1269 (422 amino acids)
Biological process (GO): alkaloid metabolic process
Molecular function (GO): transferase activity, transferring alkyl or aryl (other than methyl) groups
Source: RefSeq, a predicted model, not a curated record